GAUGGUGAGCCACCGGUGAAUCUCCGCAUAGACAUAUUAUGGAUGCUUCUCGAGGCUGACAGAGAGAAGUGUGACACAGACUCCUAUCGACCCGACUCGCGUAAGACAAGGUGCCAUCAUGGAAAUCCAACGGUCCCUUCAGUGGUGCAAGGGCAAAAGUCAUUAGUGAAGAAUACUGGUCGGGUGACAUCCCGAUCCCGCUCCUCUCCCCUUCUCACUUGCUGGCUGAGGGGACUCGCAUCAACCCUCGGUGCUCUUGGUCUACAAAGCCCUACAGAGGAUGCAGACUCUGGGAUUACCACAUACGCUGCUCUCAUGAUCGCCUUUCCCAUACUGGCAACGUCAGCCACCAAGCUGACGACGACAACAGUGGCCACAACAGCACCUCCUACAGCAUAUGUUCAAGUUUUUGAGGCAAAUGCCGUGUUUUACAGCAGUAUAUUCAGUUUUCUGGCUGGAAGCAUCGUGGAUGUGGAUACUGUGAUGGACCGGACUACCAUCGGGACCAACUGUAUCCAUAGCCUGGUCGUUAACUGCUCGUUGGAGACUGUCAGUUUUCCACCUACAUUUACCAUGGGGCCUUCAACGUACAUACACAGCUCGAGCGGCUCAGAACAAAACUCUCUGCAGUACACUAGCAAUGUCGACUCAAGGGCCUGCAGGAUCUUUUCUUCAACUCAAAGCGCAUACUGCGAGAUUUUUGCGAGCUACUGGUAUUCUGACGCCCAGACGAGCACGUCCAAGCAUACAAAACGUCAUACGACGUUGAAGUCUUCAGAAAUCAAUUACCACAAUCUAUUAAUUACGGCAGGCAUUGAGAAGCUCCCAACAGCAGUGACGACGUCGCAGACCCAGAAAAGGACUGCCACCGUCCCCACGGCUACUGCUUUGGCCUCUACCACGGCCGCUGCCUCUUCUCCUAGCCCAAAUUCCCAAUCCCAUCCCUCAAAAGCGUGGGUUGCAGGACCGGUUGUGGGAGCCGUGGUCGGGUGCGGCCUGAUAGCAGCUGUGUUAUACUGGUGUCUCAGGCGAAAGAGACAGAAAGUGCCAUCGGCUGAUUCUGGGCCAAUAAUCCAGGAUCCUUCAGAAGAAAUCAGGGGACUCGGCAGCCCUAUUAAGUCUGCAUACAAAGCGUGUAUGCCAGCAGAAACUCAAGGAACCCCUGUAUCCGAACUUCCAGCGGAUGAGCCUUCAUGCGUUCAACAUACUAUCUAGUCUUUCUCGGGGUCUUUGAGAACAGCAAUGGACAAAGCGUGAAUAUUGCAGUGGGCGAGAUUCGUGCUCGAGCAGUUCUGUUAGUCCAAAGUUAUGCCGAGCCUGUUAGUGUGGUCCCGGUAUCAGUAAGAACUGUGGAGAAUAUGCAUUAUCACUGACAAUGGUGUGGGUCUUUUCCUAUAUCUAACAAUCUUAAAUUGAG
Molecule: messenger RNA, 1417 nt
Organism: Aspergillus costaricaensis CBS 115574
Lineage: Eukaryota; Fungi; Ascomycota; Eurotiomycetes; Eurotiales; Aspergillaceae
Exons: 5
Coding region: 43-1215 (390 amino acids)
Source: RefSeq, a predicted model, not a curated record